This is a messenger RNA of Trifolium pratense (red clover), 708 nucleotides long. RefSeq names its product protein FAR1-RELATED SEQUENCE 5-like. Bases 1 to 708 code for a protein of 235 amino acids. The transcript has 2 exons. Lineage: Eukaryota; Viridiplantae; Streptophyta; Magnoliopsida; Fabales; Fabaceae. The record is from RefSeq and is a predicted model, not a curated record.
AUGUCUGGGUUUUCUGUUCGCAAAGGCCAUGUGAUUAGAAAUCGGGAGCGGCAUGUUUUGCAGCAAACAUUUUUAUGUUCCCGCGAAGGAUUUAGACAUUCGCAGGGUUUAAAUCCGGAAGAUCGACAACGUCAACAAAAGAACACAACAAGACGUGGGUGUAUGGCAAAAUGUAGAGUGCACAUAGACAUCAGAUCCAGAAGAUGGUAUGUCACCGUAUUUGAAUUUGAACACAACCAUGAGCUGUUGAAUGGAACAAUGUGUGGUUUUUUACCAGCAUAUAGGAAAAUGGCUCAAGGUGAUAUAGAUGAGAUUGAGCGCAACCGAACGGCAGGGAUAAGACCAUAUCAGGUGUAUGGUUCGAUGGCUAAUGCAUCUGGCGGUUUCCACAAAGUGGGGUUUGUUAAAAAGGAUUUGUACAACCAAGUUGGGAAACAGCGCAAAGAAGUGUAUUCUGAUACGUGCCGUGCAGUGAGGUAUCUCAGAGAUCUCAGCACCAAAGACCCACUAAUGUUUGUCACACAUUCCAUUGACUUGGAAAGAAGGCUUGAGCGGCUAUUUUGGUGUGAUGGGGAAAGUCGAAAGAACUACGAAAUAUUUGGUGAUGUUGUGGCCUUCGAUGCCACUUACCGGAAAAACAAUUACAAUUGCCCGUAUUGUAACCCGAGAAACCGAAGAGACAUGUGUGGCUGCUGGAACAAUUCUUGA